GUUGCUGUUGAAAUAUUUGCAGUAACAGUUGGAAGGGUUUGGUUUCUGCAUGUUUCAACAUCAACAACAGCUUCUCCUUGUGAACACAACCGCAGUCAGAACUGGACGAGCUUCAAGCAAGCCAGACGUCUCACGCCGUCUCUCCUUCCAUCACAGCAUGUCUCUGCUCCGGGGUGUCCUCUCUCAGGUCCUCAGCUGGUCCGGCCUCUGUCAGAUCCUGUACGUGGUCGCCACAGGACUGGUUGCUGUUGUUGCAGUUUGGACGGCGAGGCUGUUGGUGCGUCACGCCUGGUACACACACAGGCUGUCUUGCUUCAGCAAGCCACAUGCAGACUCCUGGCUGAUAGGCCACCUGGGCCAGAUGCAGAGCACAGAGGAAGGUCUCCUCCAAGUGGACGACCUGGUGCAGACGUACAAACACUCCUGCUGCUGGUUCCUCGGUCCUUUCUAUCACCUGGUCAGAGUCUUCCACCCGGACUAUGUCAAACCUCUACUAAUGGCACCUGGCAGCAUUACAGUGAAAGAUGAGCUCAUCUAUGACCAUCUGCGUCCAUGGCUUGGACAGAGCUUGUUGCUAAGCAACGGGGAGGUGUGGUCUCGCAAGAGGCGACUGCUGACUCCAGCUUUUCAUUUUGAUAUCCUGAAGAACUACGUUGCCAAGUUUAACACCUCGGCUAACACCAUGCACGAUAAAUGGAGCCACCUGGUGGCAGAGGGCAGGACCAACAUAGAGAUGUUUGACCAUGUCACUCUGAUGACACUGGACAGUUUACUUAAGUGUGCCUUUAGCUACAACAGCAACUGUCAGGAGUCUACCAGUGAGUACGUGUCAGCCAUAGUGGAGCUCAGUGACCUGAUAAUAGCUCGUCGCCUGAGGAUGCUGCACCACUGGGACUGGAUCUACUGGAAAACGGAGCAGGGGAAACGAUUCAAAAAGGCCUUGAGUGUCGUACACAGGUUCACCAAGGAGGUGGUUCAGAAGCGCCGCGCCCUCAUUAAGCAGCGGAGGGAGACCGAUUUCGCCACAGCACCACAGAGGAAGAAAGAUUUUGUGGACAUCAUACUCCUGUCAGAGGAUGAGCACGGACAAGGCCUCACAGAUGAGGAGAUACAGGCAGAGGCCAACACCUUCAUGUUCGCAGGUCAUGACACGACAGCCAGUGCCAUUUGCUGGACGCUGUAUAAUUUAGCACGCCAUGCCCACUAUCAGGAGAAAUGCAGGCAGGAAGUGAUGGAUCUGACACAGGGACGAGAUGGACAUCAAAUAGAGUGGGAGGAUCUGUCAAACCUUACCUUCACCACCAUGUGCAUCAGAGAAAGCCUCAGACUCCACCCUCCUGUGCAGGCCGUGACGAGGAAAUACACCCGGGACAUGGCGCUGCCGGGGAAUCGGACAGUGCCGAAGGGUGCCAUUUGUUUGGUCAGUAUUUAUGGAACACAACACAACCCCACUGUCUGGACAGAACCACAUGAGUUUAAUCCUCUGCGCUUUGACCCAACCAACACAGAAGGCCGGUCUUCUCACGCAUUCAUCCCCUUUUCCUCAGGUCCCAGGAACUGCAUUGGUCAGAAAUUCGCCCUGGCAGAGCUGCGAGUCGUCGUGGCGUUGACCCUGCUCAGGUUUCGCCUGACCCCGGGGGCCAACCCUGAACUGGGGGCCAGCUGUGGAGGCGUUCGCCGUCUCCCCCAGCUCGUCCUGCGCGCUGAGGGAGGCCUGUGGCUGCAGCUGGAGCCUCUGACCACACCCAGCAUGGAGGAAACACAAGGCUGAGAGAUCCAGCAGGACGACACGUGUACCUGUUUUGUAAUAUAACAAAAGCACAGAAGCUCUGGCCUCACACCUGGGACUUUAGUACUGUUGUUGUCACUGUUUAUGCUUACCGUAUUGUCUCUAAAUGCAUUUGCAACCUUUGUUUUCUACAAAAAGCACAAUGUUUGGCCACAUGAUUCUUUUACUAUCACUUUAAAAAAUGUAUAUAAUUUAAUGUUAUAUUGCAUCAUGGAAU
Messenger RNA from Xiphias gladius (swordfish), 2006 nucleotides. RefSeq names its product cytochrome P450 4F3 (gene cyp4f3). The transcript has 13 exons. Lineage: Eukaryota; Metazoa; Chordata; Actinopteri; Istiophoriformes; Xiphiidae. Gene Ontology annotation, molecular function: oxidoreductase activity, acting on paired donors, with incorporation or reduction of molecular oxygen; iron ion binding; monooxygenase activity. The record is from RefSeq and is a predicted model, not a curated record. The coding region runs from base 50 to 1771 and encodes 573 amino acids.